Messenger RNA from Jatropha curcas, 633 nucleotides. Its product is annotated as 14 kDa proline-rich protein DC2.15. Lineage: Eukaryota; Viridiplantae; Streptophyta; Magnoliopsida; Malpighiales; Euphorbiaceae. The record is from RefSeq and is a predicted model, not a curated record.
CGCAUUUCUUAGCCAAAGAGCAACUUAUUUACUUGAUAUAGUAAAGAGUGUUUGUGUGUGUGAGAGAGAAAGAGAGAGAGAGAGAAAUGGAUAGCAAGAAUUCAUUAUCAACUGCAUUUUUUCUCUUUAUCAACCUGAUAUUCUUUGCCUUAGUGAGUGGAUGCAACACUUGUGUUCAACCCAAGCCAUUCCCAAACCCUACACCUGCAAAGAAAAGCUGCCCAAGAGAUGCCUUAAAAUUGGGAGUUUGUGCUAAGUUGCUUAAUGGUGCAGUUGGUGGAGUUGUUGGGAACCCCCCAGACCACCCUUGCUGCUCUGUACUUCAAGGGCUUGUUGAUCUCGAAGCAGCUGUUUGCCUUUGCACUGCAAUUAAAGCUAACAUUCUUGGGAUUAACAUUAACAUUCCCAUUUCUUUGAGCUUGCUUAUUAACACUUGCGGGAAGCAACUUCCCUCUGACUUCAUUUGCGCCUAAGCCUAAUUAAGCAUUUGUAAUUUGUGGGCAGUAUUGUUUAAUUUGGAAUUAUUGUGUUUUAUUUAUGUUUUGGCUUUUUCUUGUACUCAUGUUUGUUAUGUAACCCUAAGCGUGUUCAAUAAUUCUUACAGUGAAAUUUUAUUGCGUUUCUUUAUGUAAA